Phycodurus eques (leafy seadragon) is the source of this 1028-nucleotide messenger RNA. RefSeq names its product hydroxysteroid (17-beta) dehydrogenase 10 (gene hsd17b10). Bases 68 to 850 code for a protein of 260 amino acids. The transcript has 6 exons. Lineage: Eukaryota; Metazoa; Chordata; Actinopteri; Syngnathiformes; Syngnathidae. Gene Ontology annotation, molecular function: estradiol 17-beta-dehydrogenase [NAD(P)+] activity. Gene Ontology annotation, cellular component: mitochondrion. Gene Ontology annotation, biological process: androgen metabolic process; fatty acid metabolic process; estrogen metabolic process. The record is from RefSeq and is a predicted model, not a curated record.
UCGUGACGCAUCUGUCAAAUACACGAUCUUUGGCCGACGGCGACGUCACGGCGGCAUCAAAUCCAACAUGGCGAACAUUCGGUGUGUCAAGGGGAUGGUGGGCCUGGUGACGGGCGGGGCCUCGGGAUUGGGCCGGGCCACGGUGGAGCGUCUGGUCCAGAGCGGAGCGUCCGCCGUCAUCCUGGACUUGCCCUCCUCCGAGGGCCGAACGCUGGCGGCCACCCUUGGAGACCGAUGCGCCUUCGCUCCAGCGGAUGUGACGUCGGAGGCGGACGUGCAGUCCGCCGUCAACUUGGCGCGAGACAAGUUUGGCAAGUUGGACCUCGCCGUCAACUGCGCCGGCAUCGCCGUUGCGGUCAAAACCUUCAACUUCAAGAAGGACGUCCCUCACAGCCUGGAGGACUUCCAGCGCGUCAUCAAUGUGAACAUCGCAGGAACUUUCAACGUGAUUCGCUUAGCAGUGGGCGCCAUGGCCAAAAACGAGCCGGAUGCGGACGGCCACAGAGGUUGCAUCAUCAACACCGCCAGCGUGGCAGCCUUCGACGGGCAGGUUGGCCAAGCGGCGUAUUCGGCAUCUAAAGGAGGCAUCGUUGGAAUGACGCUUCCUGUUGCCAGAGAUCUUGCCCCGAUGGGGGUGAGGGUCAUCACCAUAGCACCGGGCCUGUUCUCCACUCCCCUCCUGGCUGGGCUUCCGGAGAAGGUGCGCUCGUUUCUGGCUCGCCAAGUGCCCUUCCCGUCGCGUCUGGGCGACCCCUCCGAGUUUGCCCACUUGGUGACGUCGCUGGCCGAGAACCCCAUGAUUAACGGCGAGGUCAUUAGACUGGACGGGGCCAUUCGCAUGCAGCCCUGAGUGCGUGCGCGUCUGCGAGUGUAUGCAGGCGCUGAAUUUUUUCCAUUGUAAAAAGCAACAGGAUCAAACAAAGGCCCCCAUAUCAUCUCUGAGGGUGACGAUACAUGUAAAAAGUUGUGUACAUUGCAAUACUAUCUCGUUGUUUGGUAAACAAAUUCACAUUGAAAAUAAAGCUGAA